Camelina sativa (false flax) is the source of this 1041-nucleotide messenger RNA. Its product is annotated as protein FLX-like 4. Lineage: Eukaryota; Viridiplantae; Streptophyta; Magnoliopsida; Brassicales; Brassicaceae. The record is from RefSeq and is a predicted model, not a curated record.
AGUUGGAACUUUCUGACUCAAGCCGAGAGACCAGACCAGAGAGUUGGUGUCUUUGAUUUUGAGAGUUGUGAAAUCGAUCGUAGUCUUUGAUUUGAUUAGAGAUCAGCUUUUCAGAACAUAAAGCCCUGUACUUGCCUCUUCCGGAGCUCGAUAUCAGCUGAUUUGUAUCGAAGAUCAAAACCUCUAUUUGUUAAUUUCAGAAUGUCUUCAAGGGAGAGGAUAGGUUCGAAGCAUCAUAGCAGAGUGAGCCAAGGCAUGUCAACUAGUGGGUCAUCAUUAUCAAGGCACCAUGAGACCAUCUCUUCGGCUUUGGAUCCGCGUCAUCUUCGAGACCAACGGAUGUCGCUUCCUGAAAUUCUAGAAAACAAGAUUGCAGCUCAAGCUGCUGAGAUAGACCGGCUCUCUAGUGACAACCGGAAACUAGCUUCAAGCUACGUAGCUCUCAAGGAAGACUUAACCGUGGCUGACCGUGAAGUCCAGGGGCUAAGACCUCACAUCAGAAAGACGGAAACAGAUACCGAGAUUCAGAUCCGAGCGACUCUUGAGAAAAUAGCGAAAAUGGAGGGUAUGAUCAAGAACAGAGAGAAUAUAAGGAGGGAGGUGCAGUUAGCUCACAUUGAGGCUCAUCGGUUGGCCAGAGAACGAGAAGAGCUUGCUUCACAGGUGAAGUUGGUGGUGAAGGAGUUGAAGAAGGUUUGUCUUGAGGCAGAGGGUUUGGAUGCGUCAAGCCAAGAGCUUGAGCGGUUGAAAGAGGAGCACCAGAGAUUACGGAAAGAUUUUGAGGAAGAGAAGAGUGGGAACGUAGAGAAACUUGAGCAAUUGAAAGAGAUGGAGAGGAAAAUAAUCGGAGCUGUUAAAACGAUUGAGAAGCUGCGAAGUGAAAUCGCAACCGCAAGGAGCAAAGCCGUCUGAGAAUUGAAUGUGUUUAAGAUUUGAGACCAAGAGGCUGAGUCAGAGGCUCCUCUAUUUAGGAAGGGAUUACAAGAACCACAAUUGUGUUCUCAUCUUUCCUAAUAUCUAUAUGAGAUUUUUUCAAAUCAA